AUAGGAUUGAGUUUAAUGCAAUGUGAGUAAAUGAUGUUUCAUUACUGUGUCUUAGGGUGGUCUACAUUGCUAGCAUCACCGUGACCCAUUUGGCACAGAUACUUUUUGGAUGCUUCCCAUCUGGAGCCACUCUGCAGCUUUGAAAAUUGACAAUAAUUUAAGAUGUUGGUUAUAGAGGCUAUAAAAGGUGCUAAGAACUGCUACAGAUAAUGGUUGACCACCAGUUUCCAACAAACCUCACAUCACCAUUCAUGGCAAAGAAAGGAGAUUUUCAAGAUUCAGCUUCUAACAUCAGUGGUGAUGAGUCAGUCUUUCCCGCAAGUACAUUAUCAGCACACAGUGAUCUGGAAUCCUGUUCUGACAUGACUUCCUUAUUUCUGACGACUGCUCCAUCAACAAUUGGUUCAGGUUGGUUAGAUGAGAGUGGGUUUUAUCUGUCAACUGGUUAUAAGAAUGUAAGAGACACUGUUGACUUUGCAAAGUGGACAAAACAUGAUGAUACAGAUAUCAGUUCAUCAAGAUCCCGGACCCCUAGCCCAGGUAUUAGUAAGAUGCUCCUAAGCUUGUCUGACCAUCCUGUGGAAAGACCAUGUUCCCCAAAUGCUUCGUCAUUGUACAGAAACACCAAAACACACUGCAACCCAUCAGAGCUUGGAAAACAGACUUAUGAUGAAUGUAUGAAAUUCACGAGAUGGGCAAAUGCAUUUCUUCAGCACAGCCAAGAUCAGUUUUUAAUCACUGAUUUGGUGAGAGACUUGGGAGAUGGCAUUACCUUGUUAAGCUUGGUUGAGAUGUUAGUUGGGGAGUUUCCUCCUCAAAUACAUAUAAAGCCAGCACUAGAUGUGCAGAAGAUGGAGAACAUUCAGACUUGUCUGGACUUUUUGGAGCACUAUGGAAUUUCUGUCAAUGGAGUCACUGCAGAUGAUAUUGUGAGCGGAAAUCUCAAAGUUGUGUUGGCUUUAUGUCAUAGUCUUUACAGACACGCUGGCUCAAAUGGAGUAAGUGAUCCUCAAAUUUCUCAUUUGGUGGACAAUGAUGAAUUGUCACUGUUAAGCUGGGUGGCAAAGGUUACUGGCAAAGAUGUUGUUGAUUAUGGGAGUUUUCAAGAUGGCACAGUGUUAUGUUUGCUAUUAAACAAGAUUAUUGAAGGAGCUAUUCCAAGCUUGGUUUUAGAAUAUGGCUCAACGUCUGAAAAACUAAGCCUUGCUUUAAAAGUUUCUGCCGAACAGCUACUUGUGGGACUCAGUCUGAAAGCAGAGAGCAUCAUAGAUCAAAGAUGUCGAGAACAUUUCAUGGAGUAUUUGAAAUCGUUGUAUCGAGUGUAUAAAAACAAAUCCAACAAGGCGUUUGAUGCAUUUGAGCAGAGGAACUCAAGAAGGGAGCACAAAAGGCAGUUAAUUAGAGAACAAAAACUUCGCGCUGAGAGGUGUGGCUCUGAUUUGACUUAUCUUGGAGAACUUAGCCAAGAUAAAUCCCGUAUUGCACGGGAGAAAUUGCAGGUUUCUCUGGCUAACGCCUCGAAGGGUGUGUCAAGCAGUGAAGGUGUAAUAAGCCCAAGAGGGCUGAAGAGCCUUGAAAACGACGAUUUGAGUGCUGUAACGUAUGGAUCCCAUACCUUAUCUAAAAAUGGAGUUCUAAACAACACUAAACGGAAGCUGGAUGAUUUGAAAAAAGAACUGGAACUUUUGAAGGUUGAACUACGAGAGGAUAACAAUGAAAAGCGCUGCGAUCGAAGUUACUUAAGGUCAGAUUCUCCCUUCCGAGAUUAUUUCACGAGUGGACGUGGAGAACCAAUUUCGCGAAGUAAGCAAGCGAACACCAGAUUAGAGCUUAGGCAUGUUUUUCGUGGACAAGGAGGCACAUCCGUGGGUGAGAAAACUCAGAAAAAUGGUCAUAACAGUGACGUAGCUGUAGAAAUAACUACAAAGAUCGGUGAUGCUGAUUCUAGUGACGAUAAACCCCUUUUUACUGCGUGUUACCUUGGAAACUUUCCAAGGAGCUUUGAUGAUUCAAGUUCACGAGGAGGACUUGGUCAUGCAAGUGAUGGUACGAGUGUCACACUCAAAGACAUGAUUGAACAACCUCUAUCCUCCAUUCACGAAGUAACUAGCACUUCUUUUUUCGAGGACCACCCUAAAUCAGUGUUGCCUUCACAGACAAGUAGUAGACUGCAUCUUGAUAAACCCCAUGCUGUGGAAACUAAAGAAAUUAGCAACUUGUUCGAUGUCGACUUUGGUAACGUGGAUGAGAACAAGGGUGGCGAUCGGGAAACAUCUGUUUUCAAGAGGAUGCUUAGAGCUGGAACUGAGACAAAACCAGGAGAACGUAAUUUACGCGAUGAUCUGGAUAGUCAGACUGUGUGUUCCGUGAGUCAAGGGAAUUUUAAACCAGGUGCUCUAGCGAAAACGUCUUUAGCGAAGCCUCAUAGAGAGCAGGAGAGAUACAAGGUUUUGGAUAAAUCGUUUGGUUUAUCACCUUCAAUUAAGCCAGUUCAAUACGAAGAAAAAGUACCCAUGAGGGAGAAAACCUCUAUGGAUGUGGCUACGAAUGGCACCACCAGAAAACAAGUAAUAGUUCCUCAAAGGACUCUUUCAAAAGACAAACGCCAUAGUGAACAAGUUGUAGCCAAGAAUCCUGCCAAAAGUGUCCAGGCACCAUCGUCUAAAUCACAUCUGCAUGCACUUACUGCGCUCAUACGGAUGAGCGCUAAAAAUGCCAGCGCUAUGUUUGACGAGGAGCCUUAGUGAACCGUUUCGAUAUAAAGUGCUGAUUAUUAGUUAUUAUUAAUUUUUACAUUUUCAUCUUCGAAUAUUCUGGUUGGUUCACUUAACUCCGGUUAUCAUUAUCAUUGAUAACUUCCGUUAUUGUUAGCUUUUUUUCCCUCAGCACUUUAGUGGUACGAAUUUCAUUUCGUUCAUAAUCAGGACAUUGUUUCAGGGUUCUCAAAAACAUUUUGAGUAAGCGGACGGUGCAGUACUAAAGGUCGAAGACCCUCUGCGGGCAAAGGCUCCUGGAACCACAAGCAUUCGAAAUAGCCGGCGCAUUUUUCAGAUUAGAAUGAAAAGUACCUUUUGACAACCCUGACAUUGUUCUAUAAUUGAUUAUUUUUAAGUUCUCCACACAACUGGUCAGUUGUUAGGUGGCUCAGUUCUGCUACUGCUUAGUCUGAUUCAGCCCACAGCACGCAUUUUCUCAGAAGCUGCUCCAAAAGAUAUUUUUUUAUACAUCAAGUCGAAAAAUAAAUGGUUACUUUUCUGUAAAAUAUGACUAAAGAGAAAUUCUUACGUAUUUAUAGAGGUUGAGAAGCCAACAGCUAUUUUAUUAGUAAUUAAAACUGUACAUUACUAUACAAACCCCCGCAGACUUAAAAACAUUUUUCAUGUCCUCUAACGUCAUUUUCAAGUUAAUGUGGCAGGUUAAAAUAGCGUCUUUGCAUAAUUUGAAAUUUUUUUCU
Pocillopora verrucosa is the source of this 3454-nucleotide messenger RNA. RefSeq lists its product as uncharacterized. Gene Ontology annotation, biological process: neurogenesis; nervous system development. Lineage: Eukaryota; Metazoa; Cnidaria; Anthozoa; Scleractinia; Pocilloporidae. The record is from RefSeq and is a predicted model, not a curated record. Gene Ontology annotation, molecular function: protein binding.